This is a messenger RNA of Fonsecaea pedrosoi CBS 271.37, 288 nucleotides long. RefSeq lists its product as uncharacterized. NCBI's taxonomy places the organism in Eukaryota, Fungi, Ascomycota, Eurotiomycetes, Chaetothyriales, Herpotrichiellaceae. The record is from RefSeq and is a predicted model, not a curated record. The transcript has 2 exons. The coding region runs from base 1 to 288 and encodes 95 amino acids.
AUGGACGACACCGAACUCAGCAUCAACGCACAAGACGUCGAGCGUCUCACAGACCGCGAGAAGCGAGAGCUGCAAGGCUUCCUCCAGAGCGAGUCACAAAAAGCUCAGGUUCAAAAGCAAAUCCACGAAUUGACCGAGUUGUGCUUCAAGAAAUGCAUCACGGGCUCGAUAUCAUCGGGAAAACUGGCUGGCAAAGAGGAGUCUUGCAUGACCAACUGCGUGAACCGCCUGUUCGACUCAAACAUGGUGAUUCUGAAACAUCUGGAGACAUUGAGGGCGAACCAAUAG